Vitrella brassicaformis is the source of this 2454-nucleotide messenger RNA. NCBI's taxonomy places the organism in Eukaryota, Vitrellaceae. The record is from the annotation of a GenBank genome assembly.
GUCAGAGACAUCGGCCUCAGCUGCAGGAGGGACGUGUCGAUGACGUCGUUAUGUUUUGUGGGUUUGUGUGUGUGUGGGUGAGUGAAGAUCGCUCGUUUAACUUCCCCUCAUAUCAGCCAUGCAUCCAUUUGUCUGUGUCUUCCCACCAUUGUGGUUAGGUCGUGACACGUUGGAUGGGUCCGUCUCGCAGACACUCAGACCCCACAAGGUGAAGGAAUACCAAAACAGCGGGCGACGGAAACGCACUGGCCACACCAAGAGAAACAAAAACUAAACGGCGGGCAGACACGCAGACAGACAGUGUGUGGAAAAAAGACCGGGCAAAACAGGCCGAGACACGAAAGAAAACUGCACGAAUAGAUGCAUUUGUGAUCCAAGCAGAGGAAACCAAAGGAAUCGACAUACUACAGCUGCCUACGGUGCCUCCACCCCACUCAGAAGCCAAUGUGGAAAUUGAAGCCGCCCCCGCCCCCACGGCCCCCCUGCCAGCCGAAUCCCGCCCCGGGACGGUUGAAGCCGGGCUGAUUGAAGCCGAAACCAGGCUGGUUGAAGCCACCACCGAAUCCGUGUCUGCACAUACAAGCGCACGGGUACACAGACCUGUUCAAUGUUCUUGCCUAGGUGCGCUACUGACGUACGGCUGUGGAUAGUUCUGAUCAGGUGCCGGCACGGCAACAAAGUGAGAUGUAAUACAUUCCAGUAUGUAUUGUGUACAAACGCGCAUUUUCUUUAUUUCCAUACCGGGUGGCCGGGGAACAAGUACGUCGUUGUGUGAUGGAAGUUGUCUUCGAUGGUGGCCUCGAAAACACCGCUCUGGCCCUUAUCGGAGAAGCCCUUCUCAACUCUCUGCAUAGAAUAGAGAAAGUGGGCAGCCGAGCACACGGCGAGCAAGUGACACGACCAUGUGGCUAGCUUCCUGUUUGUCCGUUGUUUACUCACAGUAUUGGCAGCGAGGCAGUAAGACCCCUGUUGGCUGAGCAGUGGCAUUAUCUGUGUAACGCACUUGGAUCUGAGGAAGGCACUCUCACAUUCGCCUUCGCCGAUAAAGACGUCAUCAAAACUGCCGGAAAACGGCUCGCUCUUCCGCUCGAUUUUCUCGACCACACAUACGUCGUCUGGGCACAUCCAGGAUGAACACACAGCAGGUGUGUGCACGAUUGAGUAAUUGCAUGGUUCAUACUUUGAUUUUUGCAUUUGCCGAAGAUCGCCUUGCUGUAUCUCGCCCCCUGCUGGAAGCUGGUGUCAUGUGACGUCGCCCCACUGAACACCACCUCGCAGUCCCCAAAACCUUCAACCACACACACACACACACGGACACACACACACACACACACAAACAGAGAGAGAGAGAGUGUUGGGGGGGCCCCGACAGACACCUCCACCUGCUUUGUUUCCGGUCUUGAUAGUCUUGGCGAUGCGGCCAAUACGCUGAUCGGCCCACUCGAGCUGUCGGUCUAAGUUGAGUAUGGCGGUCUUGGUUGUGGCUAUCUCUUCCUUGAGCUGGACCAUCGCAGCGGAUGCAACUGCACCACACACAGGCACAUACACGGCCAUUCCCUGAACCGCCAAGCGUCCCUGCAUACCUUUGCUGGCGGUGUUUUCAUUAGCGGCGCGGAUCUCCUGACUACGGCCCACAAACGACGCACCUGCACACAGCGGACGGACAGGUCGAACGAACGGCCGCACACGUCCAUAGAUCUCACAGAUAGAGAGGUCCGCCCACCGUAUGUGUCGGUAUUGCAGUCCUUCCCCUCGCAGUCGGAACCAUGGCUUCCCUCGCCCACCAACGCCUCUGCAGCCAUAGAUCAGCCAUCCAAAUGGACAAAAGACCACCGAAAACAAAAAGAAUGGGCAGACCUGCCAUGGUGCAUGGUCCCUUCGGUGCGCGUGUGUCCCCCCUCUGCUUACGUCGGCCAUAGUUGCGCUGGGCCGCCAGCAGCGGCUGCACAGCGGCAGCGAGCCCGACCACCAGGAUGAUGCCGAGGCCGAAACGACGCAUCACCAUCAUCGCCAACGGCUCAGCAAACGUCGCAGACGAUGGGUCCACUCGGCGGCUGGCAGAAUUCGUUGGGGAUUGGAAAUGGGUGUUCUUCUUCAGGGACCGUAAAACAAGCCCCCCGGGGUCCUUCCUGGCCGUGAACGCCCGCGAAGGUGUAGGAGUGUGAUGUGGUUCGUCCCGCACCGACAAGAUCUCCGCCACACCGCAGGCCGCUGACACGUACAGGUGCACGUGGGUUGUGCACACACACAUAUCCAUGACACACACACACACAGGGCUGGGAGGCCGGGAAAUGACUGCUGGUGGGAUGGGCUGUCUGUGUACGGCGGUUGGGGGGAUGGCCUUGCGUGUGUGAGAAGUGGGUAUGCCGCAGGGAGGGUAUCGACGGCCCCCUGGGUGGUUUUGGGGGGUGACGUGCGAACCUAUGGCUUGGUAGCCAUCAUGACCGGGCUGGC